Eruca vesicaria subsp. sativa (arugula) is the source of this 447-nucleotide messenger RNA. The record is from the annotation of a GenBank genome assembly. NCBI's taxonomy places the organism in Eukaryota, Viridiplantae, Streptophyta, Magnoliopsida, Brassicales, Brassicaceae.
AUGGUGUUUUCCGGUGAAGUAGAAGACUACACGGCGACGAAGACGCGACGCGAGAGGCGCAAGACUCGUCACAACUUCACCCUCCCGGACUUGAAGUGGGGAGUUCAGCGAAGUCUCCGGUGCAUCAGUCUCCAAUCUCACGGCGGCGUUGAUAAUCGGAGAUCAUCGGAGAACGGCGGCGAGGAAGGGAUCGAGGAGUAUGGGGAGAAGAUCAUAUCGGAUGUUAGGACGGAGGCGGAGAAGAAGAUGAAGAAGUCGAUUCUCUGGGAGGUUUCUCCGCCGGGAGUAGCGGCGGAGGUGAAGCCGUGGAAUCUACGGAAGAGGAGAGCAGCUUGCAAGGCUCCUCCCGAACCUGAAAACUGCAACGAGGUGAAGUUCGUGUCGACGUUGUUGAAGAAAGAGAUGGAAGAUGAUUACAUGAUACUUAUCAAAAAAAAAAGAAGAUGA